Molecule: messenger RNA, 1073 nt
Organism: Eurytemora carolleeae
Lineage: Eukaryota; Metazoa; Arthropoda; Copepoda; Calanoida; Temoridae
Product: sex-lethal homolog
Exons: 11
Coding region: 92-1000 (302 amino acids)
Molecular function (GO): RNA binding
Source: RefSeq, a predicted model, not a curated record
UAUAGAUUAAAUAUUAAAACUGUACAAAAUGUAUUAUAUAUUGCAGUGUGAAUCAGAAAUUGUGUAUUUUUUCAGAGUCUAGCAGUACAUUAUGGAGAGGCAUCAAGAUACAACUGAGGUUUUUGACGCUCCGUUAGAUCGGCCUAGAGAUGAAGGAGAAGAUAGAACUAAUCUUAUCAUAAACUAUUUACCACAGUCGAUGACGGAUAACGAAAUGUACAGUAUGUUUAUCACCUGUGGUCCACUAGUAUCCGCUAAAAUAAUGCGGGAUAAAUCAUCAGGGUACAGCUACGGAUACGGUUUUGUACAAUACCAGUCAAGAAUAAAGAGAAUUAAAGUGUCAUACAGUCGCCCUAAUACCGCUGACAUUAGAAACACAAACCUUUAUAUCGGAAAUGUUCCUCCAGGUAUAUCAGAAGAAGACCUGCUAAAUCUGUUUGCACCGUAUGGGAGUAUUCUUACACGAAACGUUUUAAAGGAUCAGAAUGGUCGGAACAAGGGAAUUGCAUUCAUCAGAUUUAGUAAAAAAUCCGAAGCGGACUAUGCCAUCUCACAGCUCAACGGAUACCUAAUCCCAGGACACAGUCAUCCGUUGGACGUGAAGGUGGCCGAGGAUCAUGGAAAACAGAAAGCUGCGUUCUACGCGGGGUUUUCAGUUGGACAACAAGAGUAUAUGGAUGAUCCGUCCCUGGGUUCCCUUGAUGUAGGAGAUGCAGGUACAUUCGCCUGGAGCGGAGGAAGGGGAGGUGGAGCUGGUAGAGGGCGGGGCAGGGGAGGACCGCCCUCUAUUGCUGCUUCCAUGGCAGCUACAGGGUUUGGAUAUGGGUUCAAUGCAGUGCCCGGAGCUGGACGAGGAAACCGAUACAAUCCAGUCAGUCGCGGCGGACAGAAGGCGGGUUUCAGUCCCACACCCCGGGGUGGAGGAGGCUGGGGAGGCGGAGGGUUCAGUCAGAAUGGCGUUAGCGGUGGAUUCGGCGACGACAGUAUACCGUGGAACUAGACGACAUCACCAGGUUCAGUGGGAGAGAACUCUGGUAAGGGACUCCUACCUAUCCCCUCGCAUCUAUACGCCG